UUACAGAGGACAACAGGCAUAUUUAAAAUACAUUUUAUCAUAAUAUGUUCUUAGAUAGAUGCCUCUUUGUACAACAAUUCUAACAGAACUCAGAUGAUCACAUUCACGCUAAGCAAAUAUUUGAGGCAGGUGAACGUACUUCCUAUUUUCUUCGUCUUGCCUCUGAGAUCAUAAAAUCUCAUUUUGGGCCUGUUGGGGCUGCUGGAAACAUUUGGUCAUACCUAAGUAGGGGCGAUGCUCUUAUGUAGCAUGGCUGUUAUAGGUCUGCCAUUGAUUUUCAUUCUCUUCUUUUUGGUCUCAGUAGCAGUGUCCUGUGAUGUGUCUAAGCUAACUGGCAGUUUUGUUCAGUUUGACAUACGCAAUCAGGGACAUCAGUUUGAGGAAUUGUUCUGGACAUUUAAUGAGAAUAAUACCAUAAUAAUAUAUUAUGAGGAAAACAGAAAAACUAAGCUGUACUCUGCUUAUGAAGGCAGAGUUGAAUUCAACAAGGAAAUCCACAGUCUAAUACUGAAGAACCUGCAGAAGAAUGACAGUGGACUCUACAAAGCAACAGCAACUGGUGAACAACAGAAGGAAGUCGCUGAAUUCAGAUUAUCUGUUGUGGAUCCAGUGGAGACUCCAGUUUUUAUUCUAGGUCCUCAGCAGCAGAACAAUGACACCUGUAAUGUCACUCUUAUCUGUAAAGGCCGUGACCACUCAAUCACCUCUAGCUGUGAGGAAAAGGAAGUGAUCUCAUGGGUUGAUUUUGCCCUUUCCCUGUCAGUCAGUGGCAGUUUGGCCAUCUGUAACCAUAGCAACCCCGUCAGUUGGAAAAACACUUCUGUGGCGAUGAAUCAACUUAAACUAUUCUGCUAUCUUGAAGAAGAUAAAAAGCAAGCUAAGCACUUUCAUUUGGAUUGGUUUGGGCUUGUUCUUGGAAGUGUCAUUGCUGCCAUCAUUCUGAUAGCCCUGUUUAUUGUUUAUGAAAGGCUACGCAAGAAAAAUAAAACAGGUUCCCUACAAUUUUAUAACACGACCACUACAGUUCAGAACAAAGAUGAAUCACCAACAGCAUUCAGGAUUUUACAGAAACCAGACCCUCCUUCUACCGUGUACAGUACUGUGCAGAAGUCAUCACGACCUCCCAGUAGUAGUGAAAACAGCCAGAACCCUCCAAAUCCUGAACUGAUUACUGGACAGAGACAAGUGAGUCUGGAAAGACCUGGCACACUUCCAAUAACUAUCUACAGUGCUGUAGGAUGUUCCAAACCUGAAACCAUCUAUGCCACGGUGAAGAAGACCAGGAAUCCUGCACACAACACCUAAAUGAAUGAAACUACUGCUCUGCCUCAUAUGGCUUGGAGAAUCCACAUAUACUGCAGACUGUCUACUACAGCUGACAUAAACAUGGUGUUCAACCCAUUAUGGCUUCUGUAGCUGCUCCUGUAAUUGUGCGUGACAUUUUUAGCAUGUACUUGGAAAAUGAGGACUACUUGAUUUAUUAAGUAGUAAAUGAAGACGUUUGAAAUGUGAAACAAGAUGAAGUUGUUAUUUUGAGCACAAUUUGUAAAGUUAACUAUAUGCCUACUAUAUGUUUAUGGUAUAAAAUAUUCAGGAACUGCAAUUUCCAGUUAAGACCAGUGAGUCCACACUAUGAUACAUAAGAAAAACUAGUUUAUGCCGAAGUUAUCAUUUAUUUUUAAUGUUCCUCUGUAGUAUUACACAAUCAGCUUGAAAAUAAAUACAAAUUGAGUUCUCCUUUAUAAUCAAACAAAAAUGUUUAAAGAAAUACAUUCUCAGCUGAAAUAACCAAUAAACAUUCUUUGGUCCAUAAAUCCAACAGUCAAAUCUUUAUAAACGUUCCUACACUGACUGGCACUUUUAUUAGGCACCCCUUCCUGACUGAAUCACUUUAUAGAUGCAGUUACAGACUGUAGCCCUUUGCCACUCAUAUGCUAGUGGACGCUGUGCUUGUUCAGGUCUGUCUGGAGCACUGCUAGAAUUUUGGCACACGUCAUGGUCGACUUGAAAGAUACCCUCAACUAAACAGCCAACAGCAGAAGGUUGAUCAGAAAUAGACUACUCUUGAAUGGGUAGAAGAUGACUAACCCAAUCUGUACAUGGUUACAUUUGAGCUUUAGGUUAUGUUCACACAGCAGGUGUAUGUGAUCCAAAUCCCAUCUUUUCCUCCAUAUGUAACAGAUUUGUCAUUUGGGCUACAUUUACACUGUAAAUUACAUUGUUUGAUGGAGAUUUUUUUGCUGAGGUCAGAUCUUGAUGGGUAACUCAGGACAGGCGGUGUCUCUCAUGCUGGGACCAGGAUCGGGACGGACGGCGUCUCUCAUGCCGGGACCAGGAUCGGGAUGGGCGGCAUCUCUGAUCCUGAUCCUGGGAUCCUGAGAUGCUGCCCGUCCUGAUCCUGGUCCCAACGUGAGAGACCCUCCGGACCUGCUGCUGCUGAAGGCCGCGCCCCUGCACCCGGUUUCCAUGCCUGCUUCUAUUCCACUGCCUGUUCCUCAUCGUGCCCGUUUCUGCUCCCGUGUCUCAUCUAAGUCCUGUCCCUGAUCCGCAUCUUGCCCGUUCUGUUCCUGUUGGUGUCUCGUCGCAGUCCUGUUUUUGCGCACCCUGGUGUUGCACGCUUUAGGGUGGAGCACUGUCACGAGCAGUCCCUCCCAGUUUCCAUGUUUUCCCUGACUUGUGUUUUUUUGGCUCCAUGCCUUAGUUUCAU
Electrophorus electricus (electric eel) is the source of this 2707-nucleotide messenger RNA. The record is from RefSeq and is a predicted model, not a curated record. NCBI's taxonomy places the organism in Eukaryota, Metazoa, Chordata, Actinopteri, Gymnotiformes, Gymnotidae.